GCUAUGUAAGGUAUCCCCCCUCUCUCCCUCAUCCUAACCCUCCACUAGUCCUGGGCUUUGUCUCCAACAAGUAGCAAGAGAAAAGGGACAAGAGACACAAACUGGGGCUGAAAGGAGAGAGAGAUCUUUCCAUUGGAAAAGUGCAUGGAGACAGCCCGAUCCAACCAUUUGUCCUGCUGAAUUAUACUCUUUUGAUCUCUUUGCUUACGUUUUGGAGGAUUUUGGCCAGGGCUCCAAAAAGGGUGGCUGGAGACAGGUUUGAGUGUGUGUAAGCUUUGGUAGUGUGUUUGUGUCAGUGGUGGGAGCCAUGAGGACCUCCUGGUUCUUUGCACUGGUUUGUGUAAGUUUGGCGGCCCUGGCCUGCGCAGAGAAAGGCCUGGAGUUCCCCCGCUAUGAUGGCAAGGACCGCGUGCUGGACAUUGAUGGCAAGAACUACCGCAAAGCGCUGAAGAGCCACCGCAUGCUGUGCCUGCUCUACCACGCACCUGCACCGACCAGCAAAGAGCUGGAGAAACAGUUCCAAAUGACUGAGCUGGUGCUGGAGUUGGCUGCUCAAGUUCUGGAAGAGAAGGACAUUGGCUUUGGGAUGGUAGACUCUGAGAAGGAUGCCAAAGUUGCAAAGAAACUUGGUCUACAUGAGGAGGGCAGCGUGUAUGUUUUUAAGGAUGAGCGUGUAAUUGAGUUUGAUGGGCUACUUUCUGCAGACACGCUUGUGGAGUUCCUGCUGGAUCUGUUGGAGGAUCCAGUUGAGGUACUUGAUAAUGCUCUGGAGCUACAAGCCUUUGACCGCAUGGAAGAGGACAUCAGACUCGUUGGCUACUUCAAAAGUCAAGAAUCAGAAUAUUUUCUGGCUUUCCAGGAAGCAGCUGAGCAGUUUCAGCCUUUCAUCAAAUUUUUUGCCACCUUUGAUAAAUCUGUUGCUAAGGAGCUAACACUGAAGAUGAAUGAGGUAGACUUCUACGAGCCCUUCAUGGAGGAACCAGUCACUAUUCCAGACAAGCCCCAUACUGAGGAGGAGCUUGUGGCUUUUAUCACUGAACAUAGGAGACCAACACUGAGAAAACUGAGGGCUGAGGACAUGUUUGAAACUUGGGAGGAUGACCUGAAUGGGAUUCACAUUGUUGCUUUUGCUGAAGAGGAGGAUCCAGAUGGCUUUGAGUUUUUAGAGAUUCUCAAAGACGUUGCCAGGGACAACACUGAGAACCCUGAGCUGAGUAUUGUCUGGAUUGAUCCUGAUGACUUCCCUCUGCUAAUUCCUUACUGGGAGAAGACCUUUAAGGUUGACCUCUUCAGGCCUCAGAUCGGAAUAGUCAACGUCACAGAUGCGGACAGCGUGUGGCUGGAGAUGGAUGAUGAUGAGGAUUUGCCCUCUGCUGAGGAGCUGGAGGACUGGAUAGAGGAUGUGCUCUCGGGAAAGGUCAACACUGAGGAUGAUGAUGAUGAUGACGAUGAUGAUGAUGAUGAUGAUGAUGACGACGACGAUGAUAAUGGCAAUGAUGACAAUGACGACAACGACGACGAUGAUGAUGAUGAUGACGACGACGAUGACGACGACGACGAUGAGUAAUUCAGAGUAUUUGGCAACUAAACCUUCAAAGGAGUUUACUGGCUCUCAAAGGCUCAGC
Colossoma macropomum (tambaqui) is the source of this 1625-nucleotide messenger RNA. It is a transcript of the gene casq2, whose product is annotated as calsequestrin 2. Lineage: Eukaryota; Metazoa; Chordata; Actinopteri; Characiformes; Serrasalmidae. The coding region runs from base 308 to 1567 and encodes 419 amino acids. Gene Ontology annotation, cellular component: sarcoplasmic reticulum lumen. The record is from RefSeq and is a predicted model, not a curated record. Gene Ontology annotation, biological process: regulation of cardiac muscle contraction by regulation of the release of sequestered calcium ion. The transcript is spliced from 11 exons. Gene Ontology annotation, molecular function: calcium ion binding.